Molecule: messenger RNA, 1477 nt
Organism: Acyrthosiphon pisum (pea aphid)
Lineage: Eukaryota; Metazoa; Arthropoda; Insecta; Hemiptera; Aphididae
Product: UDP-glucuronosyltransferase 2B28
Exons: 5
Coding region: 194-1477 (427 amino acids)
Molecular function (GO): UDP-glycosyltransferase activity
Source: RefSeq, a predicted model, not a curated record
AAUUAAUGUAUUCAAUUAGAAUAAUAAAUUAUGGUGGAAGGGGGAAUAAUACCAUUCUGAACCUAGCUUCAGUGGCCCAUCCAAAACACCAGCGUCUGCAGGGUCAUCAAUAUUUGGACUUAUAAUCAGCUAGGACUAAUAAAAGCUGUGCGCCCGAUAUUCGUGGGUGAAUAAAGAAGUGGAAAAGGGCAAAAUGAAGUCUAUUUCGUUUGCCAUCGUUGUUUUUUGUGCCUUAACAAUCGCACAGCAGACUAGGUCUUCGGAAAUCCUGGUCAUAUUCCCGACGACCGCCCAGAGUCAUUACCGUGUCGUCCGACCACUAAUCCACAGCUUAUUGGACCGCGGACACAAAGUAUUAGCGAUCACGAAUUUCCCGGAUGCUGUGGAAAGAGCCAAUUUAUCACACAUCGACAUUUCGGGAUUAAAACCACACUCGAAAUUCAAGACCAGCAAUAAUGGAAUAAUUAAAUCACUAAAGCGUGUAAUCGGAAACGCCAACACAUACGCGACUAUUCUCAAUCAUCCGACAGUUGCAAAACUCCUACAGUCCCGUCAAAAAUUCGACUUGGUGAUUGCCGAAUUUUUUACUCCUACACCGAUAUUUGCACCGAUCGCCACAGUUGUGGAUGCACCAAUUGUUGGAUUUUGUCCAAUGAUCACAUUUCCGUGGAUAAACGAGGUGAUGGGAAUGGAGACGACCAUGUCUUAUAUGCCUAGUCUUCUCAGUAACUCCACAGACCGUAUGUCAUUUUUCCAGCGAAUCUAUAAUACUGUGAAAUCGUUAUUCAUCGAAAUCGCGUUUAAUUGGAUGAACACCCCCAUGGUUCGGCAAAUUAAUAAAAACCAUUACGGGAUACAAACGGAAUCAGUAAUAAAAACGAUGGCUAACUUAAGCAUGAUUAUGACAAACAAUUAUCAUAGCAUGUUUUUACCCUUUCCCAAACUGCCCGGAAUCGUUGAGGUUGGUGGUAUUCAUGUAGUCGACGAAAAACCUGUUCCGCAAGACUUGAACGAUUUCAUAAAUGGUGCCGAACAUGGUGUGGUCUUAUUCAGUUUGGGCUCUGUCGUGUCGGAAGCAUCGUUGGCCGCUGAUAAACUGAAUAACAUACUCGAUGCAUUUUCGAAACUUAAACAAAGAGUCAUAAUGAAGUUUGAUGUUGAAAAAUACAAAAUACAGUUACCAGUGAAUGUAAAAGUAGUCAAAUGGUUUCCACAGCGAGAUCUUUUAGCGCUCCCAAAGGUAUUACUAUUUAUAUCACAUGCUGGUAUGAUGAGCACAAUCGAAACAAUACACUGUGGAAAACCAAUGGUAGCUAUACCGAUAUUCGGCGAUCAAAUGUUUAAUACAAAUUUGUUGGUUGAAAAACAAGUGGCUGUCGCUAUAGAAUACAAACAUUUAGAGAGAUUAUUAGGACACUUAUUUGUUGUAUUACAUUUUCAACUAUUUGUACCAGUAAAAACACCCAUAUCAUUGUAA